Molecule: messenger RNA, 1903 nt
Organism: Asparagus officinalis (garden asparagus)
Lineage: Eukaryota; Viridiplantae; Streptophyta; Magnoliopsida; Asparagales; Asparagaceae
Product: L-gulonolactone oxidase 3
Exons: 4
Coding region: 97-1833 (578 amino acids)
Cellular component (GO): membrane
Molecular function (GO): D-arabinono-1,4-lactone oxidase activity; FAD binding
Source: RefSeq, a predicted model, not a curated record
GAAAAAACCCCACAAACUUAAAUUACAAUCCCAGAAAUCAAAACCCCUAUAUAUCUCCCUUCAAAGCCUUCACAAAACUCCCCCACACAAUCUCCAAUGGCCAUUCUUAUGUGUCUCCUUUUCCUUUCCUUAACGGGUCCAAAUCCGAAACCCGCAUCCGCAAUGCCUCCGGCUUCUCCAAUCAACUGCAACCAAUCAGUUUGUGUCCUCUCGAAUUCUUAUGGAGCUUUUAACGACCGAAAACAGUGUUCAGUCCCGACGGCGGUUUUGUACCCGACAACUGAAGAAGAGAUCCGAUCCGCGGUGGCCGAGGCUAAUAAGAACAACCUCAAAGUCAAGGUUGUUAGCGGGUUCUCGCAUACGAUACCGAAAUUAGCGUGCCCGGAUCCGACCCGUUCCGUCUUGAUCAGCACCGCGAAGUACAAUACAGGAGUCAAGGUCGAUACCGUGACGCGAACCGUAACGGUCGAUUCCGGAGUCGGGCUGAGGGAUUUGAUCAAUGCAGUGGAGGCCCAUGGGCUGAGUUUAGUUGCGAGCCCAUAUUGGGAAGGAGUGAGCAUUGGUGGGCUGAUCUCUACGGGCUCCCAUGGGAGCUCAUGGUGGGGGAGAGGAGGUGCGGUGCAUGAUCAUGUUGUGGGUGUUAGGAUUGUUGUUGCGGCUAGAAAAAAUGAAGGGUUUGCUAAAGUUCUGGACGUUGAUGAGAGCAAGGGUUCUUUGUUUGAUGCUGUUAGGGUUUCUCUCGGGCUUUUGGGCGUCAUCUCCAAGGUAACACUCUCACUGGAGCCAGCAUUCAAGAGAAGCAUAACUUACUCAUUCAGAGAUGACAAUUCCUUCCAAGAUGAGUUCGCAGAUUUUGCUAAAAAGCACGAGUUCGCUGAUAUUACCUGGUACCCAUCUCAGCACAAAGCCGUGUACAGAUUGGAUGACCGCGUCCCUUUGAACGCUUCUGGCGAUGGCGUAAAUGACUUCCUUGGGUUUCAGUCCACUCCUAUCCUGGCUACCACUGCACUUAGGGCUACAGAAACAAGAUUCCAGAAAACAAAGAAUGUGAACGGGCAAUGCAUACUCGCUUCCACAGAACUCGGAUACAAGAAGCUAGUAGCCAACGGCCUAAAGAACAACUUACUACUAUUCACAGGCUACCCAGUUGUAGGUUCUCAAGCCAAGAUGCAAACCUCAGGCUCCUGUCUACACUCACCCCCAUCAGACCCCUUAACCUCCUGUGCAUGGGAUCCAAGAACCAAAGGCCUCUUCUUCUACGAAUCCACCGCCAUCUUCUUCCCUCCAAACUUCAAAAACUUCAUCCUCGACGUCAAGAAGCUCCGAGACCUCAAUCCGAACAAGUUCUGUGGAGUCGAUUCCUACAAUGGUCUAAUGAUACGCUUCAUAAAAGGGUCCAGUGCUUAUCUUGGCCAGACAGAAGACUCUGUCGUGGUUGAUUUUAAUUAUUACAGAGCGGAUGAGGCAUUGUUGCCCAGACUGAGUCAGGACGUGUGGGAGGAAGUGGAGCAGAUGGCAUUCUUUAAAUAUAAAGCGAGGCCACAUUGGGGGAAGAAUAGGAAGCUUGCGUUUUCAGGGGUGAAGGAGAAGUACAUGAAGAUGAGUAGGUUUGUGGAGGUGAAGGAGAUGUGGGAUCCGAAGGGGAUGUUUUCCAGUUCUUGGUCGGAUGAGAUAGUUUUUGGAGGCGGAGGGAGCAGGGGCGAUGGAUGUGCAAUGGAUGGAGAGUGUGUUUGUUCGGAGGAUAGGCAUUGUAGGCCAAGUGAAGGGUAUUUGUGUAGGCCGGGAUUAGUUUAUGAGGAUGCAAGGGUGUGUAGGUUUUCUAGUUCUUCCUAAGAGAUGAAGAUCAAUUUGGAUGACACUUGAAUUUCUAUUUGUCAAUAAAUUGUUAAAUAGUCAAGAGAAA